UGACGUUGCCGGUGGGUGGGGUUUCCCGGCGUUCUGCGGGUGUGGAGCUGCGCGGCGUCAUGGAGAACUCGAAGAAAGGCCAGCAGAAGCAGCAGCAGGUGAUGCCGCCACCGCGGAAAGGCGAGGAUAAGGCGGCGGGGGCAAAGGACAAGAAAGAGAACGAAGACAAGGAACAGGAGUUGUCUGACGAAGAUAAGCAGCUACAGGAAGAGCUAGAGAUGCUUGUAGAAAGGCUGAGUGAACCUGACACAAAGCUUUAUCGGGCAGCUUUGGAGGAGCUCAGGAGGCAGAUUCGUUCAUCCACAACAUCCAUGACAUCUGUCCCUAAACCUCUUAAAUUCCUUCGACCACAUUAUGAAAAGCUUAAAGAAAUCUAUGAAAAAAUGCCACCAGGAGAAAAUAAGCGAUUUUGUGCUGACAUUGUGUCAGUAUUAGCCAUGACUAUGAGUGGAGACCGUGAAUGUCUGAAAUAUAGGCUUCAGGGAUCUCAGGAAGAACUGGCAUCAUGGGGACAUGAAUAUGUCAGGCAUCUGGCAGGGGAGGUUGCAAAAGAAUGGCAGGAAGUGGAUGAAAAUGAUAAGGCUCAGCAUGAAAUACUGCUUGCUCUGGUAAAAGAGGUAGUCCCCUAUAAUAUGGCUCAUAAUGCUGAGCAUGAAGCAUGUGACCUCCUCAUGGAGAUUGAACAUCUCAAUAUGCUGGAAGAUUAUAUUGAUGAAAAUGCAUAUUCUAAAGUCUGCUUAUAUUUGACAAGCUGUGUCAGUUACGUUCCUGAACCAGAGAAUUCAGCAUUGCUUCGAUGUGCUCUUAGUAUAUUCCGAAAAUUCAAUCGCUAUCCUGAGGCUCUGCGUCUUGCACUGAUGUUAAAUGAUAUGGAAUUGGUUGAAGAUAUUUUUACUUCCUGUAAAGAUGUUGUUAUUCAAAAACAGGUAGCAUUUAUGUUGGGUCGCCAUGGUGUAUUCGUAGAGCUAAAUGAGGAUGUGGAAGACUAUGAAGAUCUGACAGAGAUAAUGUCAAAUGUUCAGUUGAACAGCAACUUCCUGGCCCUUGCACGAGAGUUGGACAUUAUGGAGCCUAAAGUGCCAGAAGACAUAUACAAGACACAUUUGGAGAACAACCGUUUUGGUAGCACUGGCUCCCAGAUUGAUUCUGCUCGUAUGAACCUUGCUUCUUCGUUUGUCAAUGGUUUUGUAAAUGCUGCAUUUGGACAAGAUAAAUUGUUGACAGAAGACGGUAAUAAAUGGCUGUACAAAAACAAAGACCAUGGUAUGCUAAGUGCUGCAGCGUCAUUAGGGAUGAUACUACUCUGGGAUGUUGAUGGUGGCUUAACACAAAUUGACAAGUACCUGUAUUCUUCAGAAGAUUAUAUUAAGUCUGGUGCCUUGCUCGCAUGUGGUAUUGUAAAUUCUGGUGUCCGGAAUGAAUGUGAUCCAGCACUUGCGCUUCUCUCAGACUAUGUCCUUCACAGCAGUAAUACGAUGAGAAUUGGAGCCAUCUUUGGGCUUGGUCUUGCCUAUGCAGGCUCGAAUCGGGAAGAUGUACUUGCUCUGCUUCUUCCUGUGACCCGAGAUUCUAAAUCCAGCAUGGAGGUUAUAGGUGUGACUGCUCUGGCAUGUGGCAUGAUUGCAGUGGGUUCGUGCAAUGGUGAAGUUACCUCCACCAUCUUGGAAACUAUAAUGGAGAAAUCAGAGCAGGAGUUGAAGGACACUUAUGCGAGAUGGCUACCCUUGGGGCUAGGCCUCAACCAUUUGGGAAAAGGUGAAGCUAUUGAGGCUAUUUUGGCUGCCCUGGAAGUGGUUUCUGAGCCAUUCCGCAGUUUUGCUAAUACUCUGGUAGAUGUCUGUGCAUAUGCAGGUUCUGGAAAUGUACUGAAGGUCCAGCAGUUACUCCAUAUUUGCAGUGAACAUUAUGAUUCAAAAGAGAAGGAAGAGGAUAAAGAUAAAAAGAAGGAGAAAGAUAAGGACAAAAAAGAAAAUGCAGCAGAUAUGGGAGCACACCAGGGAGUAGCAGUGCUUGGUAUUGCUUUAAUUGCCAUGGGAGAAGAAAUUGGAGCAGAAAUGGCUCUACGCACAUUUGGACACCUGCUAAGAUAUGGUGAACCUACUUUAAGACGUGCUGUACCGUUAGCGCUGGCAUUGAUUUCGGUCUCUAAUCCACGGUUGAGUAUACUGGACACUUUGAGCAAGUUCUCUCAUGAUGCUGACCCAGAAGUGUCUCACAAUUCUAUCUUUGCAAUGGGCAUGGUUGGAAGUGGUACUAAUAAUGCCAGGUUGGCAGCCAUGCUGAGACAGUUAGCACAGUAUCAUGCCAAGGAUCCAAAUAACCUUUUUAUGGUUCGAAUAGCACAGGGUUUGACUCACCUUGGAAAGGGAACACUCACAUUGUGUCCAUAUCACAGUGACAGACAACUAAUGAGCCAAGUGGCAGUGGCUGGUCUUCUCACUGUACUAGUCUCUUUCCUUGACGUGAAGAACAUAAUUCUUGGAAAGUCCCAUUAUAUUCUUUACGGGCUGGUUGCUGCAAUGCAGCCUCGUAUGCUAGUUACAUUUGAUGAAGAGCUCCAACCAUUGCCAGUGUCAGUUCGUGUUGGCCAGGCUGUAGAUGUUGUAGGCCAAGCAGGGAAGCCCAAGACCAUCACAGGAUUCCAGACACACACUACACCUGUGCUGUUAGCACAUGGCGAAAGAGCUGAAUUGGCAACAGAAGAGUAUGUGCCGCUAACUCCAAUCCUUGAGGGGUUUGUCAUUUUACGCAAAAAUCCUAAUUAUAGUGUGUAGCUUGUGGUUAAUUCUUGGUGCUUUGUACAUGGAGUUUCUUUUAGAGUAGUCACCAUCCAUUCUCAAAAAAUACUGUGGGUCCAUGAAUAAAAUAUGGCCAUCAGUCUGCCCUUGAGCCAGUUUUAAAUGUUGGUUCAGAACUUCUGUAUUUUAUAUUUACUUUACCGCAUGAUGGAUGUACUUCAUUAAAUUUUGUUAUGAAGCAGCAAUAUCUAAAUAAAGUUAUUUCUUGACCACCAAUAAUGAUAUUUGUAAUGUAGUCUUUUGCAUUAGUUGUUCAUGCUUAUAUUGCAUUUUAAAUGGUAGACUAAUAUACUGAAUGUAAAAUAACUAAUUUAAACUUCAUUCUUUACUGGCUUGCCCAUUAUACUCCUUAACAUAACGAUAAGAUAUAGAAAACAGGGAACAGGAGUCAGCUACUUAACUCCUUGAGCCUGUUCCCCCAUUCUUUUGAGAUUGUGGCUGAUCUGUGACUCAGUUUCUACCUUUGUUCUAUAUAUAUUUUAUACCUGUUGGUUAUUAAUCUCAGAUUCAAAAUGAGCAGUUAAUCUAUCAUAAAUUGCUGUUCACUGAAGAAAAUUCAAUUUUUUUGCCACUCUUAGUAUAAAUGUCUCCUAAUUUUGUUCCUAAAAGAUCUAGCUCUUAUAUCAGUUUGAGCAUGUUAUGACUUCUCUGUAUGUAAUAUUGAAUUCACAUUGCUGUAUGAAUGCUGUAAUUUGUGAAAGCAGCAUUUUUGAUGUAAUUGUUAAUUUUCACGUAUAUAUGGAUAUGAAAAUGGCCAAAUCAGGUUUAAUUCUGCAUCAAAGUGAAAUAUUCUCCAGUUAGUACCUACAAAUUAAAGAUUCAUAAUUUAACUUCUAAUUCCAGAGAAAUUAUUUUCUUAUAGAAAAUGCUAUUAGCUUAUAAAUGCUCAGAUUAAUAAAACUCGUGGCAGAAAGUUGUGGCUAGCACUUAAUAAUGUAAGUAGCUUUUGAAGGUGAGAUUUAUAUUACUGCAAGACCUUUUAAUCUCCAGCCCAGAAAUGACGCAACAAAAUGUGUGAAGUUUCAUUCCUGCGAAUAGUAAAUUGGCCCUAGAGGAUUUUUGUUAAAACUUUCUCCCUCCUCCUCCUUCAUUUCCUUGUAUUGAAUUUGAAUCUAAUUCACCACAUUUUCUUGCCUCUCCUUCCUUCGUUUCACUAUCUUUAAAUCCACUUGGUUAAAAAGUAGGUUUGUUGUUUCGAUCAUUCACCAAUUAUCUCACUGUGUCAUUAUCAGCUCAUAUUUAUGAACACAGCUUGAUGCCUUGUCCCACAAAUUUUAGGCCAUCAUGUUUACACACAAACCCUGGGACUUGAAACUGAAACACAAUAUUAAAUGUUCAUGUUGGACUUAGUAGCAGUGGAUUAAAGGGUAUUGAUAGGUACACCAUUACUUGGAGGUGAUAGCUGAUUUCUAAAGUUUGUGUGCUUGCAUGUUGUGCUGAACAUAACUGUGUGGAAUAAAAGUGACUUUCUCCUUUCACAGUUCAGUUAUUUAAUGUACCAUGGGUGUGCUGAAAGAGUGAUGAGUUGAAACUGAAUUAAUUCUCAUACUAUUAUUAUUCAACAUCAUUCUGCUACUCCAGUUAGAUUGGGCUUUCCCACCUUGGUGAGAAACAAACCAUUGUUUCACGAUGAAUAGAAUUUUGUCUGCCUUGUUUGAUGCAAGGCAUGUGGUUUUGUAUACAGAUUUUUUAAAAAUCAUUUAAUUUUACAGUUUUGUAUUUGAACUAAUGAUGUGGGUUUUGCUCUGUAUUUAUGAAGGGAUUUAAUGAUCAGCUUGUCUGGUUUCCUGGAGCCAUGUUUAGUUUUAACCAAUAUGAGAGAAAAACAUCUUGGCUGAUAAUGGGAACUUUAUUUUUGAGCGGAUGGAGUAUUGAGAAACUUUAGCUUGCUUUCUGUUUAAAAGAAUCAGAAUUUUUCUUUUGGCUGGGGAAGAACCCAUACUUUUGAAAGCUUUUGCUUUUCAAUUCAGAGUUCUUAAUGAAAGUUAGGUAUGUGAAAUAGGUUCUUCUGAUGAGAGAAGAUCGUUUAGAACUAUAAGGAAAUGGACAAACUCACUGUAAGGAAUUUUCUUUGCAAAUUCUAGACCUGAAGCAUUUGGUUAGAACCCUGAAGGGUUAUUCAAAGCAGAGAAGAUCUGAGCUCAGUUGCGUCAAUACUCAAGGAACUAAUCUACCACACUGUCAAGUCCGGGAACUAAAAUAAGCUGUUAAGCCUAUGGAUAAGAUUGAGGGGUGAACUCUCUCUGGUCUUUUGGUGCUAUAAUGUGGUGAUGUUGGGAGGAUGAGAUUUUAUCGUGUUUCAAUCUUUGAAGUGAUGUUAUAUGUAAAUGCCUAGAAUUAUUCUAUUUUAUCAUUUCUUUUGCUUAAUAAACUUCUGUUUUAUUAAAACCAAA
This is a messenger RNA of Stegostoma tigrinum, 5191 nucleotides long. It is a transcript of the gene psmd2, whose product is annotated as proteasome 26S subunit ubiquitin receptor, non-ATPase 2. Gene Ontology annotation, biological process: regulation of protein catabolic process; proteasome-mediated ubiquitin-dependent protein catabolic process. Gene Ontology annotation, cellular component: nucleus; proteasome complex; proteasome storage granule. NCBI's taxonomy places the organism in Eukaryota, Metazoa, Chordata, Chondrichthyes, Orectolobiformes, Stegostomatidae. The record is from RefSeq and is a predicted model, not a curated record. The transcript has 21 exons. Bases 60 to 2774 code for a protein of 904 amino acids. Gene Ontology annotation, molecular function: enzyme regulator activity.